This is a messenger RNA of Mollisia scopiformis, 1584 nucleotides long. RefSeq lists its product as uncharacterized. The transcript has 3 exons. The annotation marks the transcript as partial. Gene Ontology annotation, molecular function: zinc ion binding; DNA-binding transcription factor activity, RNA polymerase II-specific; DNA binding. The record is from RefSeq and is a predicted model, not a curated record. NCBI's taxonomy places the organism in Eukaryota, Fungi, Ascomycota, Leotiomycetes, Helotiales, Mollisiaceae. Gene Ontology annotation, biological process: regulation of DNA-templated transcription; DNA-templated transcription.
AGGACUCGAAUGCGAGCGGCAAAGGCAUGUCUUGCAUGUCGCUCGAGGCACAUGAAAUGCGACUCUGUAGAACCGAAGUGCACGAGAUGUCAAUUGGACGCUAAGACUUGCAUCUAUACGAAAUCUAGGAGAGGAGGGUCUCAUAAACUUACCCCCUGUAAGGAGAGUCCUCGGAUGCGGGAUACGUCGACUGCAAGCAAUGGAAGAACACCAGGGCUAGAAACAGAUUUUGGAUCCUUCGAGUCUUUAGCAUCAGCACCUGCAACGGAAGGCCUAUCGUAUACAAAUUUGUACGACGAUGAACCCCGAAACGAACCGCAGGAACCUGACUUGAUAUCGCUGUACUAUCGAUAUUUCCACUCAGGGCAUCCAAUAGUCCUUCCGUCUGCGCAUCUUCUGUCGCGGCGGAAGACAAACCCCAGCUCACUUGAGCAUCUGAUUCCUGUCAUGGAGUACAUUGGAGCGAAGUUUGACGCGAAAAUCGAUUCGAGCAAGUACGAACAGAUUGCAGAUAAGGCGAUUAGCUUAGCAAAGUUGCCUGCCAAUGGAUUCUCUGUCCAGACCUUGGUUUUAUAUGCACUGGCGAAGCAUGCUGAUGAUUGGUACGAUAUUGCAGACAUUUAUGUCGACAGAGCUUCUAACAUUGCUCUGUCAAUCGGAAUGGAACGAAGGGAGUUUGCCGCUCUCCAUGGGGAAGGAGCUUCUGUUUUAGAAGAAAGCUGGCGCCGGACUUCGUGGACGCUCUAUAUGACUGAUGCAGCAUUUGCAGCUAUAGGACAUCGUCCAAAGCACAGACUUCAAAACGUGGAUUUCGUGGUAGACCUGCCUUGUGAGGAUUUAGAAUACGAGACCGGGGACAUUCCAUCACCUCGAACUUUUGAAGAGUAUGACAAUCGCGAGUUUCUGGAUGAGGAAGAUAUUAUCUUCUCCUCUAUGACCUAUCUGAUCGAUGCAAUCCGCAUAGCUAGCUCCACGAUGUCCUUUAAACACACACCUUAUCUCUCUGAUAGCCAAGGCAUCAUAGCUGCUGAUGCGAAAUUCGUGAAUUGGUUCUUGUACCUGCCCAGAUGUAAGCAAGAGGCUGUGAAUGAAGAUGGGACAGUUGAUGAGACGAUGUUUCUGGCUCUCAUCACCCUCAAUAUCGAGAAAGUGUUGCUCCAUCGCCCAUACUCUGCGUUGGCGUUCUCAGACAUCGAGGCACGCUCGAAAUGCACCCCUCCAGCAGAUCAGCGGCAAAGCCGUGAUAUGCAACGCUCAAUUCUCUUGCAUACAGCUAAGGUGCUGGAAGCUACUACCUCCACUAUCAUGAUGUUUGCUUUGCCAGCUCCCUUUAUUCACCACUCUCCGUUGGCUAUAUGUGCACUGGCACUUGCAGUUAUGGCGCAAGUCAGUGCUUGUAAACAUGUAUUGAGGCUUUCUGAUAAGACAACGACGGAUGAGAAGGCAAAAUGCAGAGCAGAAGCGUAUGGAAUUGGCCGAGAUAGAGUAAGACUCGGUCUUGGAGCUUUAAGAAGCGCCGUUCAUGUCUGGGGGUUGGCAAGGAGAAGUGUGAGGGAGGUGGUUGGUGUAAGCAAGGAACUCCUG